Adineta ricciae is the source of this 1860-nucleotide messenger RNA. NCBI's taxonomy places the organism in Eukaryota, Metazoa, Rotifera, Eurotatoria, Adinetida, Adinetidae. The record is from the annotation of a GenBank genome assembly.
AUGAAAUUCUUUUGGAUUUUUAUACAAAUAAUUUCAAUUUUAAAUCUAAUCCAUUGUCAAACAAAAUGUCUUGAUACAUUCACAGUGACUUGUUAUUGUCCAAAUGAAAAUCAUUUAAUAAACUGUAUUGAAAAUCAACCAACAGAUGACAUGUUCAUUGAUUGGUCAAGAUUUACAUUUGAAUUACGAGAUCAUUAUAGUUUUAAUUUUAUAAAUUUCACACAUUUAACGUCUUCAACAUUUACAAAUUUUUCAUGGAAAUUUCCGCAACUUAACAUCAUUGAAUUGAAUUUUCUAAAUGGCAUUGAUGAAAUUCGAGAACAUAUCUUCAGAUUAUUCGAUUAUACUGUUAAUCCACAAAUUUAUGUUCGAUUCACUUCACCGAGAAAUUUUCAACUUGCCGAUAACGCAUUUACUCCAAUGAAAUAUUCCGAAAUAAUCAUUGAUGAUAUUCAAAGUUCGCCGUAUGAAUUCAAUUUAAAUGCAUUUCACAAUACAACUGUAAAUCAAUUCAGUAUUCUUAAUACUAAACAACUUCAGUUUCUUUCAAGUGAAUCAUUAAUACUGAAUUGGGAAGAAAUUUCAAUAAAUAAUGGUUCAAUAAUCAAUCUUAAUCUUCUUAUGGAAAGUUUAUCAUCUGAUUAUUUAGUCAAAUUAGAUUUCUCUUCAAGUAGUAUAGUUCAUUUUCCUUCUUUUGUUAACUUGUCACAAUUAAUGAUAAUCGAUCUUCAUGAUAAUUUAAUUCAUGAAAUUCAUUCAAGUCUAUUUUCAAAUAAGAAUUUAGUUUCCGCAAUUGAUUUAUCAUCGAAUGCAAUCAAACGAAUUGAUCCUAAUGCAUUUGUUCAAUUAGAUUUUUUAACUGUUUUAAAUUUAAAUAAUAAUCAAUUACGAACAUUAGGAGAUGAAAAUCAAUCAUUUUUAUUUCCGUUAAAAGGAAAAUUACGUGCGUUGGAUUUAGCAAAUAAUUUUCUUCAUGAUAUAAAUCAAAUAGGAAAUCUUUCUCAUUUAGAAGUCUUACAAUUAUCUGGAAAUGAAAUAAAAGAAUUAAAUGAAAGUUCAUUUAGAAAUUUACGUCAUCUUCAAUAUCUUGAUUUAAGUUUCAAUCAAAUUCAAUCAAUUCAUUCAUCAGUUUUCGAUCAUACAAACAUUAAACAAUUGGAUUUAUCGUCAAAUUUAAUAUCUUCUUUACAAACAAAUUCAUUUCUCUUCAGUCUUUCAUCAACACUUGACACAUUAUUAUUAAAAAAUUCUCGAAAUUUAUUAGAAAUCAAUUGGUUUGUUUUUACUAAAUUAGAUCAAUUAAGAAAAAUCGAUCUUUCAGGUGUAAAUAAAACAGAUAAAAUGUGGUUAUAUAAUUCAAAUGAUAAUUCAUCUUUCUAUUGGAAUCGUGAAUAUUCUUUGGAAAUUCUUUUAAAUAAUAUUCAAUUUACUAAUGAAGAUUAUUGUUUAUCGAAAUUAAUCUUUCAAAUGUUUAAUAAUACAAUUUUAUUUCUUGAUCCAAAUCAUUCGUGUAAUUGUUUUUUAUUUCUCUUGAGAAAUAGAAUUUCUGCACAAAAUUAUCCGAUUUGUUUAUCGAAUCAAUCGAUUAUUGAUGAUUUAGCAAAAGAAUGUGCGAAUAUUGAUUCAUAUUGUUCAUCUCUAUCAACCACGACAACAACAAACAUAAUGACAACAACAGUAAAACGAAAAGAUGAUAAUGAAAAUUGGAAAAUAAUCUUAGCAAUUGCAAUUCCUCUAUCAAUUAUUCUUAUUCUGUUAUUUUUAAUUGCAUUUUUUCUUGUGAAAAGACGACGAAAUAACGAAACAAAGGAAAAUGUUGAGAUAAAAGGAGGAAUUGUGAACAUAUUAUCUAAGAAAUAA